Molecule: messenger RNA, 300 nt
Organism: Aphanomyces astaci
Lineage: Eukaryota; Oomycota; Saprolegniomycetes; Saprolegniales; Verrucalvaceae
Exons: 3
Coding region: 1-300 (99 amino acids)
Source: RefSeq, a predicted model, not a curated record
AUGCUCACGGACACUACGGUAGUUGAUCUUGGGUACUUGGUCGCUAAGGCCACUUGCAACCAACUUCCUUCACUGCAGCAGCUCGCCGUGCGGUACCAUUUCGGCAUCCAAGGUGACUGGCUCGGCUGCAAAACCGUCAUCAUGUGCGACGGCGUGCCCGUGGCCAAGAUGCCAAAAGGAUACGCACUCACGCUUGAGCAGCGUGGAUCUAUCGUGGCCUUUCGCAAGGCCAAACUCACCAUUCCCCGCAUUGCCGACGAGGUUGGUGUGUGUCCAAAGGAGCUGUUUGCAGCUACCUAA